AUGAAGGAUGAAGUUGACAAUAGAUCCACCUGGGGAAGCUGUAUUAGUGCAGUGCUAAGAGUCAAUAUUGACUUGAAGCUAGUAUGGAAUGACAACACAAACUUCCUAGACAGCAGGCCCUUGAGGAAUUCUGGGAAAGGAAACAUCGAUGCUAGGAAAGAAGACGGGGGGAGCACAGCAGCUGCGCCUACCCAGAAGAAGCUGUGGUGUCACUGUCAUCACUAUUGUCCCGAAAAUUCAAAAAACAACACCUGCAGCACGGAUGGCUAUUGUUUUGCGAUGGUGGAAGAUGAAGAUACUGGAGGACAGACUUUUACUACAGGCUGCAUAGGUUUAGAAGGUUCUGACUUCCAAUGCCGAGACACUCCAUUGUCUCAACCAAGAAGAUUAAUUGCAUGCUGCACAGAUCAGGAUUUCUGUAAUAAAGAUCUUCACCCUACUCUGCCACCAUUAGAACAUCCAGCUUUUUCAAAGGGAAAUGUCCACCAGAAGGCUCUGCUAAUUUCAGUGAUUGUCUGUAGCAUACUCUUAGUGUGCAUCAUCAUAUUCUGUUACUUCAGGUAUAAAAGGCUAGAAAGGAGACGGCGACCUCCUCAUUACAGCAUUGGACUUGAACAAGAUGAGACUUAUAUUCCACCAGGAGAAUCCUUGAAAGACCUCAUUGAGCAGUCACAGAGCUCAGGAAGUGGUUCAGGGCUCCCUCUAUUGGUACAGAGGACUAUAGCAAAACAGAUUCAGAUGGUGAAGCAGAUUGGCAAAGGUCGCUAUGGGGAGGUUUGGAUGGGAAAGUGGCGAGGAGAAAAAGUGGCUGUCAAAGUUUUCUUCACCACCGAAGAAGCCAGCUGGUUUCGAGAGACAGAAAUCUAUCAGACUGUUCUGAUGAGGCAUGAAAAUAUUUUGGGAUUCAUUGCUGCAGAUAUUAAAGGAACCGGAUCUUGGACACAGCUUUAUCUUAUCACCGAUUAUCAUGAAAACGGAUCUCUGUAUGAUUACCUAAAAUCUACUACCUUGGAUACAAAAGCAAUGCUGAAAUUGGCAUAUUCCUCUAUCAGUGGACUGUGCCACUUGCAUACUGAGAUCUUCAGCACCCAAGGCAAACCAGCAAUUGCUCAUCGGGACCUCAAAAGUAAAAACAUUCUGGUGAAGAAAAAUGGAACUUGCUGUGUAGCAGAUCUUGGUCUGGCGGUUAAAUUCAUUAGUGAUACAAAUGAAGUGGAUAUCCCACCAAACACCAGAGUGGGAACCAAACGUUACAUGCCCCCAGAAGUGCUGGAUGAAAGCUUGAAUCGAAAUCACUUUCAGUCAUAUAUUAUGGCUGAUAUGUACAGCUUUGGACUCAUCCUUUGGGAAAUAGCAAGGAGAUGUGUUUCCGGAGGUAUUUUUGAGGAAUAUCAGCUUCCUUAUCAUGACCUUGUUUCCAGUGACCCUUCAUAUGAAGACAUGAGAGAAAUAGUAUGUAUCAAGAGAUUACGCCCUUCAUUUCCCAAUAGAUGGAGCAGUGAUGAGUGCCUACGACAAAUGAGAAAAUUAAUGACUGAAUGCUGGGCUCACAACCCGGCUUCUCGGCUGACAGCCCUGCGAGUAAAGAAAACACUUGCCAAAAUGUCAGAGUCACAGGACAUUAAGCUUUGAUUCAGCUAACAAAAGCUA
Protobothrops mucrosquamatus (brown spotted pit viper) is the source of this 1650-nucleotide messenger RNA. It is a transcript of the gene BMPR1B, whose product is annotated as bone morphogenetic protein receptor type 1B. Bases 1 to 1632 code for a protein of 543 amino acids. Gene Ontology annotation, biological process: cellular response to growth factor stimulus; protein phosphorylation; dorsal/ventral pattern formation. The record is from RefSeq and is a predicted model, not a curated record. The transcript has 12 exons. Gene Ontology annotation, molecular function: ATP binding; SMAD binding; transforming growth factor beta receptor activity, type I. Gene Ontology annotation, cellular component: plasma membrane; signaling receptor complex. Lineage: Eukaryota; Metazoa; Chordata; Lepidosauria; Squamata; Viperidae.